CAUAUUUAAAGAAUUCCAAGCCACUCUUUUCACUCCCUCCUCCGCCACAAUCUGUAAAUCAACUGUUUUCCAGUUUCCAUAGCUCAAACCACGAUGGCGGCUACCUCUGCAGCCACCGCCACCUCUAUUCCAAAACCCUCCGCUGCACCCUCCUCCUCCACCUCCACUUCCAGAUCACCAAUUUCCAUUUCCAGAUUUACACUCCCAUUCUCCCUAAACCCACAAAAAUCCACAGCCCACCGUUCCCUCCACAUCACAAAUGCAAUCUCAAAACCCGCAACUACAAUCCCCGCCACCACAGCCCCAGUUCCCCAACCUUCUCCAAAUCCCCGUUUUGCCCCUGAUGAACCACGAAAAGGCUCUGACAUCCUUGUCGAAGCACUUGAGCGCCAAGGUGUAACCGACGUGUUCGCAUAUCCUGGUGGGGCCUCCUUGGAGAUCCACCAAGCUCUAACACGCUCGCCAAUUAUCCGUAAUGUUCUUCCACGACACGAACAAGGUGGAGUCUUUGCUGCCGAAGGUUAUGCCCGUUCUUCCGGAAAACCCGGUGUCUGCAUCGCCACCUCCGGCCCCGGCGCCACCAAUCUCGUCAGCGGUUUAGCUGACGCUCUCCUUGAUAGUGUCCCCAUUGUGGCUAUCACUGGUCAAGUUCCUCGUAGAAUGAUUGGUACCGAUGCUUUUCAAGAAACUCCUAUUGUUGAGGUAACUAGGUCAAUUACUAAGCAUAAUUAUCUGGUUCUUGAUGUUGAUGACAUUCCUCGAAUUGUUCAAGAAGCUUUCUUUUUAGCUACUUCAGGUCGUCCUGGUCCUGUUUUAAUUGACGUGCCUAAAGAUAUUCAACAACAAUUAGCUGUUCCUAAUUGGAAUACACCUAUCAAAUUGCCUGGUUAUAUGUCUAGAUUGCCUAAAGUGCCAAAUGAUUCGCAUUUAGAGCAGAUUGUUAGAUUAAUUUCCGAGUCUAAGAAACCGGUUUUGUAUGUGGGAGGUGGGUGUUUGAAUUCUAGUGAGGAGUUGAGGAGGUUUGUUGAGUUGACUGGAAUUCCAGUGGCUAGUACUUUAAUGGGUCUUGGUGCGUUUCCAGUUGGGGAUGAGUUGUCUUUACAAAUGCUUGGUAUGCAUGGAACUGUUUAUGCAAAUUAUUCAGUUGAUAAGAGUGAUUUAUUGCUUGCUUUUGGUGUGAGGUUUGAUGAUCGUGUCACAGGAAAGCUUGAGGCUUUUGCUAGUAGAGCAAAGAUUGUUCAUAUUGAUAUUGAUUCUGCUGAGAUUGGGAAGAACAAGCAGCCUCAUGUGUCUGUUUGUGGUGAUGUUAAGUUGGCAUUACAAGGGAUGAACAAGAUUUUGGAGAGUAAAGGUGCCAAGAGUAAGCUUGACUUUAAGGCCUGGAGAGAGGAGUUGAAUGAACAGAAAGUUAAGUAUCCAUUGAGUUUUAAGACUUUUGGAGAUGCAAUUCCUCCUCAGUAUGCUAUUCAAGUUCUUGAUGAAUUGACCAAUGGGAAUGCCAUUAUUAGUACUGGGGUUGGGCAGCAUCAGAUGUGGGCUGCUCAAUUUUACAAGUACAAGAGGCCACGGCAAUGGUUGACAUCAGGAGGAUUAGGAGCUAUGGGUUUUGGAUUACCUGCUGCUAUUGGAGCUGCUGUUGCUAAUCCUGGCGCAGUUGUUGUGGAUAUUGAUGGUGAUGGAAGUUUUAUCAUGAAUGUCCAAGAGUUGGCGACUAUCCGAGUUGAGAAUCUCCCCAUCAAAAUAUUGCUAUUGAAUAAUCAACAUUUAGGAAUGGUGGUGCAAUGGGAGGAUCGUUUCUACAAGGCUAACAGAGCUCAUACAUAUUUGGGGGAUCCAUCAAAUGAGUCUGAGAUUUUCCCCAAUAUGUUGAAGUUUGCAGAAGCUUGUGGAAUACCUGCUGCUCGUGUGACAAGGAAAGAGGAUCUUAGAGCAGCAAUUCAAGAAAUGUUGGAUACACCCGGUCCUUACUUAUUAGAUGUCAUUGUUCCCCAUCAAGAACACGUUCUGCCCAUGAUUCCAAGUGGCGGUGCUUUUAAAGAUGUGAUAACUGAGGGUGAUGGGAGAACACAGUAUUGAUAUUUCCUAGCUGUCUAGCAUAUAUGUAUGUUAUGUGUAAUUCCAUGCUUAUUACUAAGGUAUGGCAGGUCUUUAGUUUCUACUUAGUUUUUUUAAGGUCUUGAUGCUUUUUGUUUGGACAGAUCUAAUAUAUUGGCUAUGUUUUCUUUCAGCUUUACUAAUGUGAUUAAGUAGUUUGUCUCUGUA
Molecule: messenger RNA, 2262 nt
Organism: Ricinus communis (castor bean)
Lineage: Eukaryota; Viridiplantae; Streptophyta; Magnoliopsida; Malpighiales; Euphorbiaceae
Product: acetolactate synthase 3, chloroplastic
Exons: 1
Coding region: 94-2076 (660 amino acids)
Biological process (GO): L-valine biosynthetic process
Cellular component (GO): acetolactate synthase complex
Molecular function (GO): acetolactate synthase activity; magnesium ion binding; thiamine pyrophosphate binding
Source: RefSeq, a predicted model, not a curated record